UUAUAAUUAAGAUCGAAAGACCAACUUCCAAGUGAUGUACACUAUAAUAAUUUCGUAAUCUCUUCUAUUGAAUUGAAAUUCUUACGUGAUAUAUUUCACUAAAACGUUUAGACGAGGCAAAAUUUUAAAGAAAAGAGAAGAGUAUGAUUUGCGAGGCAGUAAAGUACAACGAUUACGUGGCUGAUAAGAUAUUCAGAAUAAUUUUUCUCAUGCAUAAAAAAAGUACGGUGAUUUACUAGUGGGACAAUUCAACGACUUAUCAAUAUGCGAUUUAUUCGCAGUGUGCCGAUACUUUCACGAGCUUUCGUGUUGUUCGCUGCUUUAACGUCAGGUACUUGGGCCAUCAACAUAACUACCGUCGAUAUUCCAUAUUUGAUAAAGGCCGGAAGUACGGAUCCCAUCAUCCUAGACUGCAAUUACGAGUUGGGCAACUCUUCGACGGACGGUCUCGUGAUCAAGUGGUUUGUGAAUCAGGAUGUACUUUACCAAUGGAUUCAUGGUAAAGUACCUACGGGCUCGGAGGAAUUCAAGAAAUACAUCGACGAGUCAUUCAAAGCGAGCAACGAUCCCAGAACGAUGUACAGGGCAGUAAAACUCGUUAAACCCAGCCACGAGCUCAGUGGAAAUGUCACGUGUCUCAUAUCUUCAAUGUAUGGGGAAGCUCGGGCCAUCCGGAAGAUGCUCGUCUACUCUCCAGCAAAAAGCUUACAACUACAUCAUCCAUUAUUAAAUAAAACUGCAAAUCGCCUCACAGUUACUUGCCUAGCCGAAGGCCUAUAUCCACGACCCAAGAUCAUUAUUCAUCGAGACAGGAAGCCCAUUCAAUUCCAGGAACAAAGGUACAAAAAUAAUACGGAUGGACGCUUCACUGCAGAAGCUAUUGCAGUCUUGAAAGCUGAUAAAGUUAAACUGCCAGUUAUAUUCCAAUGCGAAGUUUCGAUAUUCGAAGCGAAUUAUUCGUUCAUUCAGGAAUACGUCUACAAUGGUAGUCAAGUUCCCUGUUUUUCUUUACUAAUACUUACUCUGAAUCUCAUCGUAUUCAAGAGGUACUAGUGGGGCAAAAGCAUUUGUCAACAAUAUGUCCAAGUGCCUAUAUUACUAAACAGUAAAUGGACAAAAUGUGAAAUAAGAGAAGAAAAUGAAUUUAAUUCAUGAGGACAUUAUCGUUGUGCAUAUGAAUUGUAAGAAUAUAAAAUAAUGAAUUUGA
This is a messenger RNA of Ceratosolen solmsi marchali, 1207 nucleotides long. RefSeq lists its product as uncharacterized. Lineage: Eukaryota; Metazoa; Arthropoda; Insecta; Hymenoptera; Agaonidae. The record is from RefSeq and is a predicted model, not a curated record. The transcript is spliced from 5 exons. The coding region runs from base 265 to 1053 and encodes 262 amino acids.